AUCAUCUCUUCUAGAUCAUAAGAAAAUCCAUCAAAAGCUUAACAUUAAUGGCUACCCUCAUUUCUCCUGACCAGUUUUCUCCUGUUGAAGAUGCUGAAGCUCUCCAAAAGGCUUGCAAAGGAUGGGGAACUGAUGAGAAGGCAAUAAUCAAGAUACUCGGACAUAGAAAUGCAACUCAAAGGAAGCAAAUCAGGCAAGCUUAUGAGGAGCUUUAUGAAGAAGAUCUUGUCAAGCGUCUUGAGAAUGAGCUGUCCGGAGACUUUGAGAAAGCGGUGUACCGGUGGAUAUUGGAUCCAGCAGACAGAGAUGCAGUUUUGGCAAAUGUAGCCGUUAGGAAAGCUGAGUCAAAUUAUCAUGUGAUAAUUGAAAUUUCAUGCAUCCUUUCUCCUGAAGAGCUCUUGGUGGUGAGACGAGCCUACCAAAGCCGCUACAAGCGUUCCUUGGAAGAAGAUGUGGCUGCCCAUACCACCGGGGAUUUGCGCCAGCUCUUGGUUGCCCUAGUAAGUGCUUAUCGGUAUGAUGGGCAUGAGGUAAAUGAAAGAUUAGCAAAAUCUGAAGCUGAUAUUCUUCACGAUGCUAUCAAAGACAAAGCAUUUAAUCAUGAAGAAGUCACCAGGAUCCUGAGCACAAGGAGCAAGACACAGCUCAGGGCUAUUUUCAACCGCUACAAAGAUGAACAUGACACUUCCAUCACCAAGAAUUUGUCGGGUGAUCCUCAUAGUGAUUUACAAAAGGCAUUGCGCACUGCAAUUCGCUGCAUCAAUGAUCCAAAGAAGUAUUUUGAAAAGUUGGUGCGCAAUGCAAUCAAAGGGGUUGGAACAGAUGAGGAGGCACUCACUCGAGUGAUAGUUACAAGGGCAGAGAGAGAUUUGAAUGGCAUCAAGGAGCUUUACUACCAGAGGAACAGUGUUUCCCUUGAUCAUGCUGUGGCCAAGGAAACUUCAGGGGAUUACAAGGCCUUCCUCCUUACUUUGCUAGGGAAGGAAGAUUGAUUGAGAUCAUUCUUUCCUAUAUAUAUAUGGGGGAACCUUUUAGAAUUUUAUGUUAUCAAUGGUGGUGUUCUCAGUUGGCCUUUGUUGUUGUUGGGGUCUUUACUUUCCUUGCAGUCUUGUCUUGAAUUUUCAUUGAGUGUGACAAUGUAUGUUUACCUUGAUUUGUGUCAAGUGUUUUUCAUAAGGAGUACUUGGUUGUUUUGGACAAAGGGACGGAAUUAAAAUUUUUAUCUAAAGGGUUAAAGUA
Molecule: messenger RNA, 1239 nt
Organism: Corylus avellana
Lineage: Eukaryota; Viridiplantae; Streptophyta; Magnoliopsida; Fagales; Betulaceae
Product: annexin-like protein RJ4
Biological process (GO): response to water deprivation; response to salt stress; response to heat
Cellular component (GO): plasma membrane; cytoplasm
Molecular function (GO): phosphatidylserine binding; calcium ion binding; calcium-dependent phospholipid binding
Source: RefSeq, a predicted model, not a curated record